Messenger RNA from Leucoraja erinaceus (little skate), 5332 nucleotides. It is a transcript of the gene cdk14, whose product is annotated as cyclin-dependent kinase 14. Gene Ontology annotation, molecular function: cyclin binding; ATP binding; cyclin-dependent protein serine/threonine kinase activity. The record is from RefSeq and is a predicted model, not a curated record. Lineage: Eukaryota; Metazoa; Chordata; Chondrichthyes; Rajiformes; Rajidae. Gene Ontology annotation, biological process: protein phosphorylation. The transcript is spliced from 15 exons. Bases 446 to 1858 code for a protein of 470 amino acids. Gene Ontology annotation, cellular component: cytosol; cytoplasm; nucleus.
ACAACCAGCGGUGACUUCCCGCUGCUUCUCAGCGCUGAGAGUAGAGGCAGCUCCUCGCCUUGGUUUCCCCCACAUCAUCUUCUCGCGGUUCCCGUUCGGAGCACAAGAGGGAAAUAUCUCAGCAUUUCCUCACUGGAUGAAUGACUCUUUCUCCCCCUACACCCGCCCACUCCCGUCACUUGCCAACAAAUCGAGGUGGGGGGAAACUCAGUCGAAUUUAACUUCCCAAACGCCGAGGGGCUGUGAACAUACUUCCUGUGCUUGACAGAAAGCGGAGGGGAUGGGGGGCUGACUUUCAAACUGAACUGAAACGUUUCGCUUUUCAUUUGCGUUUACUUAUUUUAUGGGGUCCAAUUACUUUUUCUCUUUCGCAUUGACCAGCAUCUGCUGAGUCGCAAAGACUCAGAGGUAGAAAUAGGAGCGGCGCUCGGCGACUUCAACCGCGAUGUGUGAUAUGAUUUCAGACCAAUCGGCUGAGAAAAUCAGCAGAAUGAAAAAGUUGAGGAGAACUUUAUCGGAGAGUUUCAGCCGUUUGGCCUUGAAGAAGGAGGACAAUAGCUUCGAUGAGAUAUGCGUCGCAAAGAAGAUGUCUACAAGAAAUUCUCAGGCUAUGGAUUCUGUUAUCAAACCAUUGGACACCAUUCAUGAAGACCGAAAAGUCAGAGUACAGAGGACUCAGAGCAGUUUUGAUCCAUUUGACAAGCCACAAACUCAAGUGAAAAGGGUUCAUUCUGAGAACAAUGCGUGUAUUAACUUCAAGAGCUCUUCCAGUGGUAAAGAAUCUCCAAAGUUCAGACGACAUUCCAGCCCCAGUUCACCAACAAGCCCCAAAUUUGGAAAAACUGACUCCUACGAAAAAUUAGAAAAACUCGGUGAAGGGUCCUAUGCAACGGUUUAUAAAGGAAAGAGCAAGGUGAAUGGGAAAUUGGUAGCUCUGAAGGUUAUCAGACUGCAGGAGGAGGAAGGAACCCCUUUCACAGCAAUCAGAGAAGCUUCUUUGCUGAAAGGGUUGAAACAUGCGAACAUAGUACUGCUUCAUGACAUCAUUCAUACAAAGGAAACCUUGACUCUUGUGUUUGAAUAUGUGCAUACGGAUUUGUGCCAGUACAUGGAUAAAUAUCCAGGAGGGCUUCUUCCAGAUAAUGUGAAGCUCUUUCUGUUUCAGCUGCUGCGGGGUCUCGCCUACAUUCAUCAGCAAUACAUCUUGCACCGAGAUUUAAAGCCUCAGAACCUGCUGAUCAGUGAUACUGGAGAACUGAAACUGGCAGAUUUCGGACUUGCCCGGGCCAAGUCGGUACCCAGCCACACAUACUCCAACGAGGUAGUUACUCUGUGGUAUAGACCUCCAGAUGUCCUCUUGGGCUCCACAGAGUAUUCCACUGGCCUCGACAUGUGGGGUGUGGGUUGCAUUUUUGUCGAAAUGAUUCAAGGAGUCGCUGCAUUCCCUGGAAUGAAGGAUAUUCGGGAUCAAUUGGAGCGAAUAUUUUUGGUUUUGGGAACUCCAACAGAGGAAACCUGGCCUGGAGUUAGCUCUUUACCGUACUUGAAAACAGAUCGCAUCACACAGCACAGUUCUAAAAAACUUAGACAAGCAUGGAAUAAACUAGAUUAUGUGCCCCAUGCGGAAGAUCUUGCCUCCAAAUUUCUACAGUGCUUCCCAAAGAAAAGACUGUCGGCUUUAUCGGCUCUAAACCAUGAGUACUUCAGUAAUCUUCCCCCACGGCUGUGGGAGCUCUCAGAUAUGUCUUCUGUUUUCGCCGUGCCCACUGUGAAACUACAGGCCGAAGUGGAUGAUAGUUCAAGGGUUUUUGGGAGAAGCAACAGCCAUGGAAAAGGCUUUCUGAACCACAAGCAUUGAGGCGUUCUGAACUCUGGUACCAAUGUACCAAUACAAAGGUAUUUUCAUCAUCAGUUCCAAAGAGCAGCUAAAGAAACAGGAAAGCAAAGGAACUCAAGCACCUAUUUUCUUGUUGAUAGUCAUGUUAGCGGAUGGCUGCUGUUGUUAAGACAAUUCUUGCCAUUUGCAUUGUGUGGGUUUAUUUGUGGUUGUGCUCUGAAUUUGACAUCUUGAAUGCUAAACCAUGACAUGCAAGAACCACCUCUUUUUUAAUAGUUUGUUUAGAGAUUCAAUUUGCUGAUAAAUGAUCUGUGCUGCUUUACAGGGUCUUGUCUGUCAGUCUUUUGAUUUCCUGUGGUAGCGUAGCAUUCUUGUACAGCACAUUCAGAUUUCACUGGCAACAUUGAAAUUCUGAAGAUUUUUUUUUGAAACUAUCUUGAGCAUGCCAGGAAACCCUAUGAUGCCAGCAUUACAAAGCAAUCAACAGUGGCAUGAAAGACAUUGCAUAUGUUUUACAAAAAUCAGCAUACCUUUGUAUACAAUUGAAAUGAAAUAGCUUGUGAGGCACUGUUAACAUUUGUGACAGUGCUCCAGCUGGGAUCUUGCAAAAAACAUAGAUAAGUCCACGGAUGAUGAGGUGAACUGCAGUGUUUAAAAUAGUGUGCACUAUCAUGAGGAUCGCUGGCUUAGCUUUUUAAAAGAAUAAAAAAACAUGUAUAUAAUGGGAUCUCUCUUUAGCCCCUAUGUAUUCUCGAGUUAGAUUUAUACUCAAUUCUUUGUUACUGCAGAUCCUGGAUAAGCAUUAUUACUGAAAGUCUGUUCUUGCUAUAAACUCCAUUAUGAGGUAACUAAUUUAAAAAGCAGAGCUAAAAUCUCUAAGCAGGAACCAUGGGAUUCUUCAAAUACCAUAGGUGGCCUUUUAACCUUAUGUCCUCAAUCCACCCAUUUCUUCCUGUACCAGUUGGAGCACUAAGUUCUACAACUGAGACAAACACUUGAUUUUAUUCCAAUUUAUGAAUGUGCGGAUAAUUUCUACUAAUAUUCUAUUUGGAGUAAAUCUUCAAUAAACAUGAAUUAUUUUUGGUAAUUAUCUGCAAUUAAUUCCCAUUUGUUAUCAUCUUUAUUUGUAUUCUUCAUAAUAUUCCUUGUGCAAACAGAUUUUCAUUAUCACUCACAGACCAUUGGUUACUAUUGCCCUUAUAAACAUCAUAUUUUUCCUGAACAAUGAGAUUUUAUUCUGUUCUUCAGAUUAAAUAUAUUUAAUUUUCCGACUGGUGAUGCACUUAUUUCUACAUGCGUUUCCGAACAGUCCUAUUUCCAAUUGCAAUACCCCCACCUCCCGUAAAACAUUUCAGAAUAUUAAGAAAUCUUUGAGGUGAAUUUAAAAUCGAAGUGUGCUAUUUCAGUUGAAUUUAAAUUAUGCUUCAAUAAGAAAGAAGAUGUAAAAUAAACCUUUGGAUUGUAAAUCAUUUAAAAGUAUACUGCUACAAAUGAUUUGGAUUAAUUCAGGCAUGUGCUGAUAAAUAGAACGGAUUGAAAUUGAAGAUUAAAGGUUGUGUGAAAGUACAAUAUUUGCUUAAUAUUGUUAUUUAUCAUUAAAACAAAUAUAUUGCAAAACAUUCCUGAUUUUUUCCAACUCUUAUCUAAUUGCACAUCAGAAAGGUGUUACUUACAGUUGCUCUGUGUACGAAUCAGUUCUUUCCGUGCUCUGUCCAACAUUAUAUUCACAUUGUAUUCACUGGACCCUAAAUAAGUACAAUAAUGGAUUUUAAGGUAACCGCCCAAAAAUAAAUAGAACCUAUAUUAGCACUUAGUAUUGUGAAUGACAACUUUCAAAAAUGUAACUGUGAUUCUGAUUGUUAAUCAAGUCAAUCAAAAAUAAUUGAUCGUCCACUUUGUUUUAUGAAUUGUUAGAAACUAAGGGUAAUUUUAAAACAAAAAUCUAUUAAAAGCAUAUUGGCAUAAACCUAAUAUCAUGGAAGAUAAAGUAUUUUUAAGCAGUUUAUGAACUAUAUAUGAUUGUGGCAUCAAAUUGGAUCAAAUUUGGAAAAGCUUUCAUGAAUCCACUCAGUUUGUCUAUUUAACUCCAACGUUAUUUUGAUUGGUAUUUCUAUUUUAAUACCUAAUUGUCAAACCAUUUUAAGUUAAAAGCACAUUUUAAGUUUAAGCAUCUAUUCUAUUAAUUACACUGAAGAGCUUGGUGAGUGUGCGCGCUCUGAAAGUUAAUUAUGAAAAAUAUCUUUGGUUUAUCAUUUUGUUUUAAAGCCUGGUAAUGUGGAUAAUUUUCUUUAAGGUCAUUACAAUGGUGAAGCCUCUGUUUAUUGUACGUAUGUAAUAAGGCCCCCGUUCACUUCGUCAAAUGUUAACCUCAUGAUUCAUUUGUUAUUAAAUAAUUUUCACAACUAAUCACAUGACAAUUGCAAUUAGUUUGUGCUUUGUGUUGCUAAGUGAUAUGCAGUUGUGACAUUUGAUUAUUAUGUUCUGUUUUUAUUUAUCAGAUGUUCUAUAAAAAAUAGGUUGCACUGUGUUAUGCAGGCUCUACAAUCACUGAAAUUCAUACUUUUGAAUUUUAGAGGAGAUUAAUAGUGCACUAAGUACUUCAAUUAUGUCAGCAUUUGCACAAGGUGAAAGCAAAAUCCAGGACUUUGAAAUAUAUUAUGAAGUGAACCCAUUUAUUACUUUCCUUUGUAAAUAUUCAUCUUCCAUGUGCUUAAGUAGCACUGAUUUUGGCACACAAUAUUUUUUCCUCAAGCUUUUGUGAGGCACCAGUAGAUAUGAAUAAGCAUCAUUUGAAUCUUGUUUAAACAGAUAAAUAAUUCUUAACUGAGUAAACAUUGAUACAUAGCAAAAAUGCAUAAAUUCAUAAGCAAUCACUGUGCAGAUCUCUGAUAAUCAUAGAUUAUCUGUUCAAAUUAAGGAAUCUCACCUCAUAUAUUAUACUUCUUAAAUGUCCUGUGAAUAUUUAUGCUUUUUUGUAAAAUAAACAUAUAUAAUGUUUGUUCCCUGCCAAGUCUUUACAAAAGAAUAAAAAAUUAAUUUGUUCCCUUCUGAGGACAGUUACAUAAUUGAGGUUACCAUGAUACCUUGCAAAUUUGUUAUUGAUUUGAUUCUAUGGGCAUAUAUAAGAGAACCUCUGUAUGUUUAAAUGCUGUACCGCCAUGUAAAUUCAUUGAGUAUUGAAGCCCUGGCCGGUAUCUCAAACAUGAAUCUGUAAAGUGCUGUUCACAGAAACUGCACUUGUAUGCUUCAAUUGUUUUUUUGCAGGAUGCAUCUAUUAAACUACGUCUUAUUGAUAUGCUGUUGUUUGGUACGGAAACAGAAAAUAUGCAUAAAAUAACAAUAAAUGACACAAACAAGAACAUCUAGAAUGUAGACACAUAGUGUAACUGUUGCAUUCUUUGUUAGACCUAUAUGUAGUGUAUUAUUGCAGAUGUAUUAAUUGUAUGUCCUGUAACUGGUUUCUUGUAACAUGAAAAUAAAAUAUAGUGCAGCUAA